This is a messenger RNA of Monodelphis domestica (gray short-tailed opossum), 2001 nucleotides long. RefSeq names its product olfactory receptor 1M1. Gene Ontology annotation, molecular function: olfactory receptor activity; G protein-coupled receptor activity. Gene Ontology annotation, cellular component: membrane. The record is from RefSeq and is a predicted model, not a curated record. Gene Ontology annotation, biological process: G protein-coupled receptor signaling pathway. NCBI's taxonomy places the organism in Eukaryota, Metazoa, Chordata, Mammalia, Didelphimorphia, Didelphidae.
GACAGUCCCACUGUUAAAUCACAUCUAGAAUACUGUGUUUGGCAUUCUAUGACUUACAGAUGGAUGGGACCUCAGAGAUCAUUUGAACAUUGGGCUGAUUUGAACAUUGGGGUGAUAAAAUAUAAGAUCAAUAUAGUUUUGUAGUUGGGUUCAAAGCAUUCAUGCAAAGUACAGCAAGGGGAAAGUGACAUGGUUCAUGCAAAAAAGGUCUGGAGUUUUUAGAGAAACCAGAACUAAAUAUGAGUCUAAUGUAUGAAAUAUCAGCCAAAAAUGCCAAUGAGGUUACAUUCAUAUUUGUAAAAUGUCCAGUUAUAUCCCAUUUGUGUGUAUCUAAUACAAUUUCUUACCCAGUGCUACAGUUUUCUUGAUGGUGACCAUCCACCUUCUGCUUGAAGGCUUCUAGUGCUGUAGUCAUAACCUGCUCUUUCUUUCCCCAGAUACAUGGAACUAGGGAAUAAGACAAAUGCUCAAGAAUUCUUCCUCAUGGGACUUUCCGACAAACCUGAGCAGCAGCCUCUCCUCUUUGCAAUAUUCUUGUGCAUGUACCUCGUCAUUCUGACUGGGAAUCUGCUGAUCAUCGUGGCCAUUGGCUCAGAUUCACACCUUCACACUCCCAUGUACUUCUUCCUCUCCAACCUCUCCUUUGUCGAUCUCUGUCUGGCCACUAACACUGUCCCAAAGAUGUUGGCCAACAUCCAGUCCAAGACUAAGUCCAUCUCGUAUGUUUGCUGCCUGACACAGAUGUACUUUUUCCAUUUUUUUGGAAUUGUAGAUAGUGUUUUGAUCACUGUGAUGGCCUAUGACCGCUUUGUGGCCAUCUGUCACCCACUGCACUACACAACAAUCAUGAGCCCACGUCUCUGUGGUUUGAUGGUAGGUUUGCCCUGGCUUUUCUCCAUUGUCAUUUCCCUGGCACACACCCUCUUGAUGUCCCGUUUGUACUUCUGUGCCAGCACUGAGCUCCCCCAUUUCUUCUGCGACCUCACACCACUUCUCCGGUUGUCCUGCUCUGAUACUACAGUCAACAAGAUCUUGGUGCUCAUUGUAGGUGGGAUGGUGAUCGUCACACCCUUUCUCUGCAUCCUUGCCUCUUAUGCCCGAAUUGUGGUGGCUAUUCUAAAGGUCCCUUCUGCAGGGGGCAGGAAGAAAGCCUUCUCCACUUGCAGCUCUCACCUCUCUGUAGUGGCACUUCUUUAUGGGACCACCAUUGGGGUCUACUUGAGCCCCUCCUCUAUCCACACAACUGUGAAGGAUAAAGCUUCUGCUGUGAUGUACACAGUGGUCACACCCAUGCUGAAUCCCUUCAUCUAUAGCCUGCGCAACCGAGACCUAAAGGGGGCUCUGAAAAAACUCAUUAACAGGAAAAUUGUCUCUUCUCCUUGAGUUCUCUUUUGGACUUCCCAUGGUAGUUGCUCUGGAGAAAUAAGGUUUAGCUAUGGAAAUCCAGGCUGGAUGCUGGGACACCUGAGCUGGGAAAAUGAAUACUUUUGGGGUCAAAUAAUUCUAUAGCUCAGAUUCCAAACCACAGGGAAUUUUUGGAACCCUAACCAUAGGUAUAACAAAGUCCCCUCCAGGGGGGAGGAACAACUUACUGAUCCAUUUUCCUUUAGUCUAACUCAGAAUUGAGUCAUUUUGUUAUAUAUUUGGGGGGGUCACAACUUGUGCAGGCCAGGAACAUGUGUCCUCAGUGGAUUAAGGGUGAGGUUAAGGGAACAUGAAGAGUGGACCCUAAGAUGCUUUUAUUGCAUGAAAAGGGAUGUAUGGAGACAGUAGCCCUCCUGGUCCUGAGUUGGGAAGCAUUCAUUUUCCCAUUCCAUUAUUUGGGCUAGUUUUCUUGAGAAAGGGAGGAUAAUGAUGUGGGAUUAGACUGUAUAUUGACAUGAGACUGAGAGAGGAUUGGGUGCUUGGUAAAGUGGGAUAUCAGUUGAAGUUGAGUAAGGAAUGGUGAGAAAGGGAUGGGUAUGAUAAGGAGUAGUAAAAUGUAACAAGAUUGGAUAAGGU